UCCCUUCCUUUCCUUGGCACCGCAUAAAUACAGCAGCACAGCCCCAAACGCAGGGCCAUUCUCUCCUUCCUCCUCUCUCGCGCGCCCCUGUUCCCGUCCCGUUCUCCGGCUCCGGCGCCGCCGAACCCCACCGCGGAUCGAGCGAUUCCUCCGAUCAGGAGAGGCUAAGCGGGGAGGAAGAGACCACGCGGGAGGAGAGGAGAGAUGGGGCUCACGUUCACCAAGCUGUUCAGCCGCCUGUUUGCCAAGAAGGAGAUGCGGAUCCUGAUGGUGGGUCUCGACGCCGCCGGAAAGACCACCAUCCUCUACAAGCUCAAGCUCGGCGAGAUCGUCACCACCAUCCCCACCAUCGGAUUCAAUGUUGAAACAGUGGAGUACAAGAACAUCAGCUUCACUGUCUGGGAUGUCGGGGGUCAGGACAAGAUCAGGCCUCUCUGGAGGCAUUACUUCCAGAACACGCAGGGUCUCAUCUUUGUUGUGGACAGCAACGAUAGGGACCGUGUUGUUGAAGCCAGGGAUGAGCUUCACAGGAUGCUGAAUGAGGAUGAGUUACGUGAUGCUGUGUUGCUGGUUUUUGCUAACAAGCAAGAUCUUCCGAACGCUAUGAAUGCUGCUGAGAUUACUGAUAAGCUUGGACUGCACUCCCUCCGCCAGCGACACUGGUACAUCCAGAGCACUUGUGCUACAACUGGUGAGGGAUUGUAUGAAGGCUUGGACUGGCUGUCCAGCAACAUUGCUAGCAAGUCCUAAGUUCUCGACAAGAUUUUGGGUGAACUAGGAGCUUUUGGAUGGAUCAUUCACUGGGUACCUAGGGAGGGCUUGGGAUGGGUUGCUGCUAUUACCGUAUCAUGUGUAAUUUCCUGAGCUCGACCGUUUUUGAGCUCUGGCUAUGAUUUCACAGUUAUAUUGUUCUACUGUAUGUUGGGCUCUGAGAUGUUUCUGAAGUAUAAACAGCUAAAGAGAGUUCUGUUCAAUUUUAUCAGUCUUUGUAAUAAUCAUCGUGCCUUGAAGCUAACAUAUCUGUUCGGCAUCGUCUUA
This is a messenger RNA of Brachypodium distachyon (stiff brome), 1038 nucleotides long. Its product is annotated as ADP-ribosylation factor. Gene Ontology annotation, biological process: vesicle-mediated transport; intracellular protein transport. Lineage: Eukaryota; Viridiplantae; Streptophyta; Magnoliopsida; Poales; Poaceae. Gene Ontology annotation, molecular function: GTP binding; GTPase activity. The coding region runs from base 205 to 750 and encodes 181 amino acids. The record is from RefSeq and is a predicted model, not a curated record. Gene Ontology annotation, cellular component: cytoplasm. The transcript has 7 exons.